This is a messenger RNA of Zingiber officinale, 351 nucleotides long. Its product is annotated as auxin-responsive protein SAUR71-like. Gene Ontology annotation, biological process: response to auxin. NCBI's taxonomy places the organism in Eukaryota, Viridiplantae, Streptophyta, Magnoliopsida, Zingiberales, Zingiberaceae. Bases 22 to 279 code for a protein of 85 amino acids. The transcript has a single exon. The record is from RefSeq and is a predicted model, not a curated record.
UCGAGAAUAUCGGAGGAGGAGAUGAAGGUUGUGAGGGGUCACGUGCCGGUUCUGGUGGGGAAGGAGGAUGGGGCGCUGGAGAAGUUCGACGUGCACGUGAGGGCGUUCAAGGACCCGUGCAUGGUGACGCUGCUGGAGCUGGCGGCGCAGGAGUUCGGCCUUGGCCACCGGGGAGUUCUUCGUAUCCCCUGCGACGUUGAUCAUUUCCGGCGAAUGUUGGAAGCCAUCUACUCCAAGUGCAACUGUUGCGUGAUACACAGACUCGUCUCACAAUUUUAAUUUAUUUAUUUUCUUCAAAUUGUAUCGGCUGCAAUAGAGUAAACAAAUGGAAUUCAUAUAAAAAAGCUCAAA